Messenger RNA from Acaulospora colombiana, 2252 nucleotides. The record is from the annotation of a GenBank genome assembly. NCBI's taxonomy places the organism in Eukaryota, Fungi, Glomeromycota, Glomeromycetes, Diversisporales, Acaulosporaceae.
AUGACCACAUCGAAAGGAACAUUCAUUCUAUUGCCGCCAAUUCCUGUAGAUGUUGGCAAGGCUCGUUGUAGGGUAUCUAGAGUCACAAUAGAUAAACAGAAGGUUGUUGAGGGUCAAUGGGUCCGCCUAUGUUUCGGAGAGGCGGUCAGUUUAAAUAGAAUCGCCAUUGAUGUUACGGUAAUUGUCAGGUUCAGGCGGGUUAAUGGAAAGGAUGUGGAAAAAAGGCAACUUUACGACCUGGGUUUUGUUUGGAAAGAUGGAUCGGAAGGCGUCAAGUGCCAGACUAUAAGAAGUAUGUUAAACAAUAUGCUUGUGUGCAAAGGAUUUGUGGUAUCCGAUGAAAAGCGUUGCCUAGAAAUUGAGAUUCUCAAUGCAUCUCCUUCCGAUGUCGUAUUGCUUUUCACAAAGGACACACUCAUCGAUUUCCUCGAUAGAGAAAACCAUGAGGUGGAUCCAGGUAACGCGAACGACAUCGAUUCGGUGAGCACGUCAUUGCAAGCCGUGAAACUGGAGGAGGGUGGUCCUAAAGAUAAAGAAGCUGUUCCCGGACUGGAGCAAGCUUAUGAAGCACUUUACGAAGUCGUUAGUUAUCCAUUGUUGUAUCCGGAUUUAAUUCAACGGUUGAACAUCGAAUGUCCCAAAGGUGUCUUGAUUUAUGGUCCACCCGGAGUCGGAAAAACCUUUCUCGUCAACGAAAUCGCAAAGGCCUGCAAUGCAAAAAUGGUUUCGAUUAAUGGGCCGGACGUGUUUGGCACGUAUGUUGGCGAAAGCGAAUCGAGAUUACGAGAUAUAUUUUCACAGGCUAGAUCCUUAACUGUCGAUGAAAAUUGUCCGGUCAUUUUGUUCAUUGAUGAAUUGGACGCGCUGACACCUCACAGGACCGAAGCGCAAUCCCACGAAUCACGCGUGGUCGCGCAGCUUUUGACACUGAUGGACGGUAUGAAGUCCCGAGGGAGGUUUGUGGUCAUUGCGGCGACCAAUCGACCAAAUGCUAUUGAUUCGGCUUUAAGAAGGCCCGGACGGUAUUAUCAAUUGUUUUUAACCUGGGUGCCUUCCGGUGAAUGUUGUGGUGAUGUUUUCUAUUUUUUAAUUGUCAGGUUUGAUCGCGAAAUUGCGGUUGACGUGCCAUCGGAAGAAUCACGUUGUAAAAUUCUGAAAUUACAGACAUCCACCAUGCCUCUUGAUGAGGAAGUUGAUCUCGCAUUGUUGGCUUCCAUUACGAGUGGAUACGUCGGUGCCGAUUUGGCGUCAUUUUGUCGAGAGGCCGCGAUGAACGCUGUACAUCGUAAAUUAAAGUUAAUUCAUGUUGAUGAGGAAGAAUCCUCAAGUACUUCAUCCAUCGUCACCAUGAGCGAUUUUUUGAAUGCGAUGUCGCGUGUUCUUCCUUCAAUGCAACGUGGAUUUCAAGUAAACAUUGAGAAGACAAGUUGGAAUGAUAUCGGCGGUUUGGAAUUGGUUAAGAAGCAAAUCAUUCAAGCUGUUGAAUGGCCCCUGAAACGGCGUGACACCUUUAAAAGGUUGGGUUUGAAAUCGCCUCGAGGAAUACUGUUGUAUGGGCCACCGGGAUGCAGCAAAACCACUCUAGUUAAGGCGAUGGCUUCGACUUCCGGAGUCACAUUUCUUUCCGUAAACGGUGCCGAACUUUAUUCACCCUUCGUCGGUGACUCGGAAAAAAUUAUAAGGUCCACUUUUCGAAGAGCUCGCUCAUCGACUCCUUCUAUCAUAUUCUUCGACGAAAUUGAUGCUAUUGUCGGAAAAAGAAGGUUGGGCAAAGUUUCGGAUGGCGGUGAUGGCGUACAAGAGCGUGUGUUGUCGACGUUAUUAAAUGAGAUGGAUGGCGUCGAGAUUACAAAUAAUGUUCUUGUGGUGGGAGCUACAAAUAGACCAGACAUGCUUGAUGAUGCAUUAUUGAGACCUGGAAGAUUUGACAAACUCAUCUAUGUUCCACCGCCGGACCUCCCAGCAAGAAAACACAUUCUAAGAAUACACACUUUAAAAACCCCACUGUGCGAGGAUGUUGAUCUGGAUGUUAUUGCAGAAAAGACUGAAAUGUACACCGGAGCGGAUCUUAUGAACCUAUGCAGAGAAUCCGCUAUGAUUUCGUUGCGGGAAGCGAAUGAUACAAUAGGAGUGAACAUGUCAAAUUUCUUUAGUGCGUUGAAAGUGGUGAAACCUUCGUUAAAUGAUAUGAUGAAUUAUGGAACAAAAAAGAGAGAAAAUACUCCUGAUAACCCGCCGGAGAACACAUCCAG